Messenger RNA from Rhipicephalus sanguineus (brown dog tick), 2956 nucleotides. Its product is annotated as neprilysin. The record is from RefSeq and is a predicted model, not a curated record. Lineage: Eukaryota; Metazoa; Arthropoda; Arachnida; Ixodida; Ixodidae. Gene Ontology annotation, molecular function: metalloendopeptidase activity. The transcript is spliced from 19 exons. Gene Ontology annotation, biological process: protein processing; DNA integration. Gene Ontology annotation, cellular component: plasma membrane. The coding region runs from base 107 to 2494 and encodes 795 amino acids.
CGCGAGGUCAGCGGCUCUUGCGGUGGAGAGCCGGUUUUUCGUUUGAAAAGUUGUUCGUCGCUUGUUUUUGGUUGCGGCGCGGUGGCGCGCAACAAGUGUGCCCGACAUGGACGACAAGAGCGAGCCGCGCGAGAACGACAAGUGCAUGGACCAGCAGGGCGAGUCCACCACCGGAGGAAUGUCCAAGCUCCGCGCCCAGGUCACCUCUGCCGUGGCCAACAUCCCGUCGCUGGUGAUUGUGCUGCUGUGCGUGCUGCUGCUCGUCUUCUUCGUCAUCAUCGUCGCCCUGUCGGUCAAGGUGCACUCGGGCUCGACGGCGCCCAACGAUCUCUGCCUGUCGGCGGCCUGCCUCGGCUCGGCGGCUCGCGUGCUCGCCGGUCUACGGGAGGACGUCGCGCCCUGCCAGGACCUGUACGCGCUGUCGUGCCGUCCCGGCGUACCUCGUCGCCAGCACGCGGUUCGGCACCUGGUGGAUCUGGUGCCCUUCGACGGCGACCAGGCGUCGGCCGAGCUGAAGGCGAAGCGCUUCUACGAGACGUGCAUGGAGCCGCGUAGCCUGAGCCAGGACGCCCUGGCCUUGCUCAACUACCGGCUGCGACAGGUCGGCGGUUGGGAGCUGGUCGCCAGCUCGUCGUGGUCCCUGCAGAGCUGGGACCGCGACACUGCCCUCGAGAAGCUGCACGUCGACCUCGGAGUGAGCCCAUUCUUCGCCGUCGGAGUGGCCGACCGAACGAUUCGGCUUGAGCCUUCAGGCUUCACGUUCCCAUCGUACGAGUACUAUGCCGAUGGCAAGCCCGACAGUUUCGCCGGAAAGGUGCUGGGCCACUACCGGGAGCUGAUUGAGCAUGUUUCUGGCCACCUGCGAGAUGGACCACCGACCCUGGCCAACUCGGUGUUGGCCGACACCAUCAUCAACUACGAGCGACGACUGCUCGAGCGACUACGUCCUCGGGAGAAUGUGACCGAGGCUGACAGCCUGCGCACUACCGUGGCACAGCUCACACGCCUGGUUCCCAUUGUCAAAUGGGAGCAGCUUCUGAGUGCCUACUUCUCCGGCCACUCCAUUGGCCCGGACACGCCCGUGCUGAUAGUGCAGCCACACUACUUCAAUGGCCUCAGCCAGAUCAUCUCGACCACCGAUACCACCACGCUGAACCACUACAUGAUGUGGCGCUUGGUGAUGAAGUACGCACCACACCUGGACAAGACCGUGCGGUCCGAGUACUUCCGUUUUCAACGGCGCAUUUUUUGCAGUGAAGGAUACCCGGACGAGAUUGUGAAUGACCAUAGUCCUCAGUUUACGGCCUGUGAGUUUGACAGUUUCCUCAAGGAACGUGGCAUUGACAAUACGUAUUCGGCAGUCUACCACCCGCAAGCUAACGGCCAGGUGGAAAGGUUUAAUUGUGUACUCAAGGAGUAUGUUCAGGUCACUACACGUGAAUCGUGCACUAAACGAUUGGUGGAUGCAGGGGAUGAGGAGCCGGAGGAAGAGUGGUGGGAGCAGUGCACUCGGCACACCAGCCACUACCUGCGCCAUGCUGUGGGCUACCUGUAUGCCAACAGGGCAGCUGGCAACCGUGUGCAGGACACCAUCCAACAGGCUGAGGCGCUUGCUCAACGGGUGAAGACGUCGGCCAUUGAAAGUGUUGGUGAAGUUGCAUGGCUGCCUGAAAAAGGUCCACUUCGAGAAAAGCUGACGAGCCUGGAUUUCCGGGUGGGCUAUGCUUUCAAGGACAAGCCAAGACAGCUGGACCAGUUCUAUUUAGACCUUGUUGUCAAGCUUGGCUCACACCUGGAGAACGUGUUUGAGGCUGAGCGUUUCCUGGGACGCAAGAAGGCCCUGAUGCUCAACAACCGAGCACUCCUGAGAGAAGAGACUGCUGAGGAUGAAGCAUGGACCAUCUCGGCAGUCGACACCCAGCCAACGUACAACCGAGAGCUGAAUACAGUUGUGGUGCCCUUGGCAGCAUUACGCCCUCCCAUAUUCUCCCUGGACGACCACCCGGCAUUGCAGUAUGGGUCCUUUGGGAGCCUGAUGGGCCGCCUGGUGUUCGAGUUUCUCCGUCAGGAAGGUGGCAACCUGUUCCACAACAAUGCGACACGCACCAGCCUGCAGGAGAAGUUGCACUGCUUGGCCAAGAGGUAUCCUGCCCUGAACAGCACACUUCCGGUCAAUGGGCCCCUGGUUGCUCCCGAGGCACUAGCUGACCUUGCUGGUGUUACAGCUGCCUUCAGGGCAUUUGAAUCUGACUCUCAUGGCAAAGAAAAGCUUCCAGGAAUGGAGUGGACAGCGCAACAGCUAUUUUUCAUUGGCUAUGCACAGUCCAUGUGUGAAGAGGUAUCUUUAAGGAGAUUACAAAUCUGGAGCCUCGUCAGCACAUCUGCACCUAAAAAGCUCAGGGUUCUCCAGGCACUGCAGCAGUCUCCCGAAUUCGGUCGAACAUUUGACUGCAACGCUGAAGAGUGGCAGUCCCACAUCUGUCAUGCGUGGUGACCUGUUUACACCUAAGCAGCAAUGCAUAAACAAUUGUGGCAGCUGUAGCAGCAGCGAGCCAGCGGUACCAACACUUCCACGAGCAGCCGGUUUGCAUAGGGCGUGGUCGCUUCAUGCAGUGUGCCUUUGGUGCAGUUCUGACGUGCUGGUGUCUAGGAAAGCGAGACAAUGCGCACAAUGGGAGUCAUCUCACGCAAUGCAGACAAGUUGCUUUGUGCAUGUGCAACUUGGCAAGCUGUUUUUGAGCACAUGGCGUGCUCAGCCGCACUGCUGGAAGACAGUGCAGAUCACAGAUGGACUGGCUGUGUGUGUGAACUUUAUUUAGAAUGGGCUGAGGUGGUGUGCAUGUAUGUGUAUGCGUGUUUGUAGGCAUCUGACCUGUUAGCAUUUGAAAUGUUUUUGUACAAAACUCCAUUACAAGUUUUGGCCUCAUGUUUUCAUUCAGGACCACGAGAGAAUAAA